CAAAAUAUAACACGCAUUGAGGGCGAUUGUCUUGCGUAAUAAUGAUUCGAUACUUGCAGGGCAUAUAUUACAAGUGUGGAAAUUGUUUCAACGACAACAUUGGGAUUUCAAGAGUCCUAUGCAUCAGUUCUUGCAUAUCAAUAUCGAGACUAUAGAUAAAUUAGAAAGCAGAGGUGUUAGUUUAUACACACUUCGUGAAAUAGAUAUCGCUAAAGGAGAAUUGCCCAUGCUCAAUGUUGAUGACACCUUGCAGCCCAUAACGCGUACAGUAUUACAUAUUAAAAUCAAUAUAUCGCCAAACUUUGUUUAGAAUAAUCGGAUACAUGGUAAAACAAGUCAAAAUUUUUGGUUAUGGAUUGAAGGAUCCCGUUUCCAAUUUUAUGAAUUGUUCCAGGCCACGCGCAAAUUUGUCUACAGCCAAAAACCACAAAAACUGUUGAUGGCAAUACCUCUCAAAGAGCCUUUACCGUCACAAUAUUAUAUACGAGUAGCGAGUGACACUUGGCUGGGUACCAAUGCGUGGACUCCAUUAACUUUUAAUUUUUAGUGGUACCGGAACACCAUCUCCCUCUUACCGAAACCUAUAGUGCUCUGAAAAAUCUAUGAAUCUUUCUAUAAUUUUACGCAUUUCAAUCCUACACAAAUUCAAGUCUUUCAUUGUUUUUAUCAUACUGAUAAUAACGUUUUGUUGGACUCACCCACAAGUUCAGGUAAAACUAUAGUAGCGGAAAUGGCCAUACAAUAAUAACGAAAGAGCUAAGGUUGUUUAUAUUGCGCGUUUGAAAGCUUUGGUUAAGGAAAGAAUUAGCGAUAGCUACCACACCAAAAAAAUAGGAUGGUAUCAGCCGGUCUUGCCAGACAAGAGAACAUGUGCAAGAUGUUGUACUAAUUGUUAUAGACGAAAUACAUUUUGUAAUUGUGUCAUGUAUGAAUUUCAUUACAGGAUGCAAUAUACGUUGGUUUAUCUACUGCUUUUGCCAACGCUCAAGAUCUCGCCAAUUGGCUGGAUAUUAAGGAAAUGGGGUUAUAUAAUUUUAAACCUUCCGUAAGGCCGGUUUGUUUGCAAUUGCAUAUAAAUGAGUUUUCCGGCAAUUAAACCGAAUUGAAUAACUUUUCUGCCUUCUCUUUAACCAUUUAUUUGCAGGCAAACUGUCCAUGGAUGGCCACUACGAAUCGGCCGACAUUCCAAACAAUACGCUCUUAUUCGCCAACGGAACCCACCAUAGUUUUUGUUUCAUCCCGCCGUCAAACUCGAUUAACCGCUUUCGAUCUGAUUACUUAGAGGCAAAUGAAAUAACGAUAGAAAAAGUGUGUUCCUCUAAUAUAUUUCCUCUUUACUUCUUUGCCAGAUACUAGAUUAUUUACGCUUAUGCUUGUGGUAUUCUGCCGGUGCAGUCUGUACUCCCUCCCGGUGAUGUAAAACAUCUUAACAAGCUCAAACGCUAUAUUAUCAGUAACUACGAAGAAUCAUAUAAUAAUGAAUUAUAUCAAUACGUACAAUUUGUUAAACGCAGUGUGAAAGCCAAAAGAUAUGCUAUCUCUUUUUUUUUUAUUUUACUCAUAGAGUUUAGUUGGAAGUCCUUUUGCAAGCGAAUCAAAUCUUUUGUGCUUACAUGGUUUACUAAACGCUGCUCCUGAAUUGUUGACCUCUUCGUUGCUUUAUCUUCUAGAACCUUUGAAUAAUUCCUUGAAAUAUGUCGCGGAUAUAAUGCGUAUACAAGCAGCUCAAGUUAUAUUAUGGGCUUACGGACUCGAUGAUCGAGAAUUUGACGCUAAUUUGAUGUUAAAGAAUGCUUGGAGGCUUUACCACAACGUUCAUUGGAACAUAAGCAUGGUUGGCUGGUAGUUCUUGGCCAUGCCUUGAGUAAAAAAAUAGGAUAUCUCAUCAUACAACGUCAAACAAAGAAUUUCGCUGAAUGGCAAAAUUUUGUAGACGCUGUGAAAGUUAUGGCUAAAAUGUUAUACGAGAAUCAGUGGCUUUUAGUCUGACACGAGACCAGCAAUCAAUAAGUGGACCUAUUUGAAAUUUUCCGCCAUGGAUAACUGUGAAUUGGGAAAUUCAUGUGACUUUUAAAGUUCAAGGCAAAGGUACAGAAUUAUUUCGUGACGGUUUUGCCAUAUGGUACGCCAAAGAACGUAUGCAACCAGGGCCAGUUUUCGGUAGUGACAAUAAGCCAAGCAUGCAUUAAGAUUAAGAACUUUUCUCUGCGGCGCGGGAGCAGUGACAAUUGGCUUAAGUAGCCGUAGUCUCUUACAAAGCAAUUUUCGGCAUGCUAAAUGUGAAGGCAACCGCUUGACCGGUAUCUUUCAAAACACGCUGCAACCAGAUGAAGGAAGAUUUGAUUGGAAACGUUUCUGGUCGUAUCUUCUUCCAUAUAUGUGGGAGUUAUUAGCUGCAGUUGCUGCUGCGCUCUUUGUGGCCUAUAUUAAUGUUUUGGACUUAUGGCAGUAAUUGUGAAAUUGCAUUUUAGCGUAUUAUGAAUAGCGAAGAAAUUGAAGCACCUAUCCUACAAAUUUUGGGUGUUAAGAAAAUAACUACUGAAGAAAGCGAGCUCAUACGCAUUCUCAUCUCGGACGCAAUGCUUUCUACUCAUUUGAAUUUGCCAUGCGAAGAAGAACAGCUGAAGGAAAACACGAUUAUUAGAGUAGAUAAAUAUAUAACGCCGAUAGUAAGCAAAAACGAUGCUGAAAAACGUGUCUUCAUUGUUAUGGGCUUGACAGUUUUGCAUCCAGGCGAUCAUGUGUAGAAGAUUGGUGAACCCAUCAACCCGUUAGACGCACCUGCUUCAUCUGCUCAGAAAGCGGCUCCUACUCCUACUUCGUUACCGUCCACUAGCAAUAAUAAAUCUAAACCGGCCAAGGAAAAUAGAAGCUUUUCCAACGGCAACAGCAAGAAUACCAAUCUCGAGCAAUCGAUGAAUGCUGGUUUAAUUAGUCCAAUAGCUAGUUUGAGUCCAUAUCACAAUAAGUGGACAAUAAAAGCCCGCGUUACUGCAAAGUCCGCAGUACGCAGUUGAAGUAACGCUAGAGGUGAAGGGAAACUAUUUAACAUGGACUUAAUGGAUGAAUCGGGAGAAAUAAGGGCUACACCCUUUCGUGAACAAUGCGACAAAUUCUACGAUAUCAUACAGGUGGACCAAGUCUACUUCAUAAGCAGAUGCCAAUUGAAGCCGGCAAACAAACAAUUCUCUACACUUAAAAAUGAUUUUGAAAUGACUUUUACUAAUGAGACAGUUGUACAGUUAUGUGAGGAUGCUUCUGGUAUACCAGAAAUUAAAUAUGGCCUAGUGCCCAUUUCCCAAGUCGCAAAUAUGAAACCUAAAGCGGCCGUUGAUGUUGUGGGUGUAUGCAAGGAAGUUGGAGAGGUACAGAUGUUCACCUCACGCACAACAAACAAAGAAUUCAAAAAACGUGACCCUGUCCUAAUUGAUAUCAGUGAUGCUGCCGUGACUCUAACAAUAUGGGGAGAGGAUGCUGUCAACUUUGAUGGCCAAGUUCAACCAGUCAUAUUGGUAAAAGGUGCCCGCAACAAUGAAUUUAAUGGAGACACAGCCGGAGAUAUAGAGCUUUUAAAAACUGACGCUCUGAAAACGACGCAUAAUAUACCAAAAGGUAAACUACUACUGGCUAUUGAUCAUCCCACUGAUGCAGAAAGAUCGACCUCAUGUGAUGAUGAAGAUGUGACAGAGCAAGAUCUAUACGGUCUACCACUUCCUAAUGUAGACGUUGGAGACAUUAUAGAUUCAACACUGGCAAUCACUUUAAGGAAACCAUCCAAAAUAGAAGAAGCAUUGGACCUCUGCAUAGAACGUUUAGCAUGUACCUCAUAUCAUAUAAAUAAUAAACAAAAACUACGGUAUUUAGUGGAUCUAGACCACUCGGAUUUUAAUGAAACUACCGGCAGACAUAAUGAUGAUCAAUUAACUAAAACUGAUGUUGCCAAAAUUAUGGGUAAAUCAAGUAUGGUAUCGGGUUUGGAGAAAUUGAAGGAAUUACCUAGCGUUGUAAAUACCAGAAAGCGACGUGAAUUGAACAAGAUUGAACGUUCAAAAACUAAAGGCAAGGAUUGGUUCAACAUGUCCGCUCCUGAAACAACCGAAGAAGUAGAAAAUGAUUUAAAGAUAUUGAAGAUGCGUUCUGUGUUAGAUUCUAAACAUUUCUAUAAGAAAAAUGAUUUAAAAGUUUUGCCUAAAUAUUUCCAAGUUGGUACUGUGCAGUAUUCCCCUUUAUAUGAUAGGGAGUGUGACGUUCGUAAGCAUAAGAGACGUAGUUUGAUGGAUGAACUCUUAGCUGAUUCAGAGGCUCAAAUGUACACAAAGCGUAAAUAUAAUGAAAUCGUUAAGCGGAAAGAGAAUUACGCCCAUCGCGAAGCCACAAAAGCAAUGAGAAAGCUAAAAAAGAAUAACUAACAAAAGCUUCCGUUUUU
Molecule: messenger RNA, 4426 nt
Organism: Glossina fuscipes
Lineage: Eukaryota; Metazoa; Arthropoda; Insecta; Diptera; Glossinidae
Product: deoxynucleotidyltransferase terminal-interacting protein 2-like
Exons: 11
Coding region: 3051-4409 (452 amino acids)
Biological process (GO): RNA processing
Cellular component (GO): nucleolus
Molecular function (GO): RNA binding
Source: RefSeq, a predicted model, not a curated record